This is a messenger RNA of Lathyrus sativus (Indian pea), 696 nucleotides long. Lineage: Eukaryota; Viridiplantae; Streptophyta; Magnoliopsida; Fabales; Fabaceae. The record is from the annotation of a GenBank genome assembly.
AUGUGUAGUAGAGGCCAUUGGAGACCAUCUGAGGAUGAGAAGCUUAGGGAGUUGGUGGAAAGCUAUGGACCUCAUAAUUGGAACGCCAUAGCUGAAAAUCUCAGAGGAAGAUCAGGGAAAAGUUGUAGGUUGAGAUGGUUCAAUCAAUUGGACCCAAGGAUAAACAGAAAUCCUUUCACUGAGGAAGAAGAAGAGCGUCUGAUAACUUCUCAUCGGAUUCAUGGCAAUAGAUGGGCCGUAAUUGCGAGACACUUCCCCGGCCGGACGGAUAAUGCUGUGAAGAAUCAUUGGCAUGUGAUGAUGGCAAGGAUUCGUCGCGAAAGGUACAAGAUAUAUGCAAAAGGUCCUCUUGAUCAUCACAUAAUUUUCUCUCAAAAUGAUCAUCAAACAAACUUUGAGACAAGAAAUCUUCAUUCUUUUGUUGAGAACUAUCAUGAAAAGAAUAAACACCCAAGUGUCUCGUAUAACCCUUUCCAAUUUCCGAAGUUUCGGUUUCAAGAUCCAAGUUCUUGUUCCACAAUGCUUCAAGAUAAAACUCAAUCAAUUGAGUUCUACGAUUUUCUUCAAGUAGAUUCUAAUAAAAGUGAAGUUACUGAUAAUGCUAGAAGAGAGGAUGAGGAAGUGAAUCAAGAUGUUGUGAAGAACAAAGAAAAACAUGUUCCAUUCAUUGAUUUUUUGUCUACUUCAAGCUGCUAA